This is a messenger RNA of Ostreobium quekettii, 909 nucleotides long. NCBI's taxonomy places the organism in Eukaryota, Viridiplantae, Chlorophyta, Ulvophyceae, Bryopsidales, Ostreobiaceae. The record is from the annotation of a GenBank genome assembly.
AUGUCCCGCAGCAACCCUUUCAGCAAGGAGCCCAACCCGUUCGCGGACCCCUCCGUGACCCAGCACACUGAGACAGAGGAUGAUGGAGGGUAUGAUGUUCCUGCCACAACAGGAGUUGGUGCCUAUGGUGGGGGAGCUGGUGCCUAUGGUGCGGGAGCUGGUGCAUGGUCCACGGCCCCACCACCACCAGCACCAGAUUACACAAGCCCAAGGUCGCCAAAGAAUGGCUCAAAGAAAAAAGAGAGGGGCUUAGAUCAGGCACCUGUUCCGCCGCCAGCGCCAGCACCAGGAACACAAGCACCAAGAACAAAGAAUUUUCCCAAGUGCUGGCCAUUGGUGUACCAUGACAUUGAUGCUGAGAUCCCACAGCACAUGCAGAGGCUUGUCCGCUGGACCUUCUGGUCCUACCUGCUUUUUGUGGGGACCCUGGUGUGGAACUUCUUCGCACUUCUGGUCAGCGUUGGCUCUGGCACCAGCUUCGUUUUAGGCAUGCUUGUGGCAUUGUUGUUUCUGGUUGUCGGAGUUCCUGCUGCAUGGGUCCUGUGGUACCGUCGCAUCUACAAUUCAGCCAUCAACGACCGGGCGUUCUCAUACAUGUGCUUCUUCAUGUUGUACAUUGUGCAUAUUGGGUUUUGCGUUUGGGGAGCCAUUGCCCCUCCCAUUGGUGUCAACAAGAAGGCGUUUGCUGGCUUCAUUCGUAUGAUAGACAUGUUUGAUGACGAAGACGUGUGGCUUGGAGUAGUGUACCUCAUCGGCUUUGUACUGUGGACCUUGUGUGCCCUUGUGGGCAUCUUCCUCUGGAGCAGGUUGAUGACAGCUUUCCGCACCAGUGGUGGCAUCCAACAGGCACAGGCAGAGGCAACGAGGGCAGUGGGCAGAGCCGCCGUUGAACAGGCUGGCAGAGUGUGA